AUGAUUGGUUCCUACAUUUUCCCGGGCUCCUCUGGUGGACCUCCUCAAACACAUACCUUUCCAUUUCUGCUGUCUCCAUAUACACCUAACAUGACUUUACCUCACAGGGUUCUCAAUACUUUAAUGACAAUGGGGUUUUAUGCUGUAAUGCAGGUUAUCAAAUGGUCUUCGCCUUUCAGUAAGGAUAAUCUAAGGAACUAUGUUCCGACAGAGGUUUUAGAUGUUGAUGUUCGAGAUGCGGCCAGAAAAUCAUUAUUAUUUAUGGAAAAUAAUAUGGACAUCAUGGAUUACCCAAAAGCAUUAUAUCCGAAUCAUAUUCGUGUAGGUGGCCUAACAACACGUCCUGCUAGCCCACUGCCACAAGAUUUGGAAAAUUUCUUUUCAAAGUCUAAAAAUGGGGUGAUUGUCGUAUCGUUUGGAAGUACGCUGAGGAAAUCUCCUAAACAAUUCUUUGAGAGAGUGGUCAACAUAUUUAAGCACUUUAAACAGAGCGUGGUCAUGUCGUACUCUGAAAACGCAGAAUAUGGGAAUGUGAAAACGAUGUCGUGGUUACCACAGAAUGAUGUGUUGGCACAUAAAAACACUGUGUUAUUUGUUAGUCAUUGUGGUAAAAACGGUUUAAAUGAGGGAUUUUACCACGCUGUUCCUAUCGUGUGUAUGCCCUUCCAUGGCGACCAAGCAGGCAAUGGUGUGAAAGUAAAAUACUUAAAAAUUGGCGAUUCCAUAAACAUGCUAAAUUCUAAAGACGAAGAUAUAAUUCAAACCGUGCAAAAUGUAUUAAAUGAUAAAUCUUUUAAAGCUAAUAUGAACAGAUUAUCUGCUAUUUAUCAUGAUGCUAAAUUCACACCAAGAGAAACUGCAGCUAAUGCACUCGAACACGUUUUAAAAUUUGGUGGUGAUCAUUUAAGACCUGUUUCAAGUGACUUUAAUUUUCUAGCUGAAAAUAUGACAGAUGUGUGGUUUAUCAUAUUUAUGUUUCUAUGUUUAUUUAUCUAUUUGUUCUAUAGGUUAGUGAAAUGUUGUUGUUGUUGUUUGUGCGUAAAACAAAAGGCAGUCGUAAAAAAUAAGAAGGAGUGAACUGAGAUCUUCAACCAAUAGUAAAUGAAAAUCCUGGUCUCUAUUGUCUAUUUUCACUACAAUCUUAUCCAAUCUACAUAAUCCAUCAGGAAAAUGUCAAGCAUUUGCAAACUGCGUCUAAUACCUUGACAUCAUUCAGCAUCUUUCUUGUAUCCAAGAAGUUUAUAAUAUACCGAUUUGGUAGGAUUAUGUAAGCGAAUGAAGCCAUUGACCAGGAUUGGCUGUAAUACUUACACCAUUUCAAACAAGUGGGAUUAAAAUUCAGAUUUGAGGCACGGCCUGGUUCUAAACCCGCACACUGUAAGGCUAUGUAAAUAUUAUACAUGUGGCACAUAAAAAGUAAUUUUAUUAUAGUGUGUUCUAUAAGUGUACUAAAUGUAUCAGACUUCUCCCAUGUUCCGUUACCUAUGAUCACCAAUGCUAAAGGAAGACGGUGAUAUCAUGGCCCAUAGUAUUAUUGAACAUGUAAUGUCUUUUUCUAUAUUAUAUUAUGUAAUAUUUUUGUAAAAUUUGCAUUUCAUUC
Molecule: messenger RNA, 1600 nt
Organism: Lottia gigantea (owl limpet)
Lineage: Eukaryota; Metazoa; Mollusca; Gastropoda; Lottiidae
Exons: 1
Coding region: 1-1077 (358 amino acids)
Molecular function (GO): UDP-glycosyltransferase activity
Source: RefSeq, a predicted model, not a curated record